UCUCUUCCAGAUCCAGCGCUCCAGGAACAAGCAGAUGAAAGAAAUGUUUCCUGAAGGUUUCGGCAUCCACCACGCUGGCAUGCUGCGCUCUGACCGCAGCCUGAUGGAGAGCAUGUUCUCCAGAGGCCACCUCAAGGUCCUGGUCUGUACCGCCACCUUGGCCUGGGGAGUGAACCUGCCGGCUCACGCUGUCAUCAUCAAGGGCACCCAAAUUUACGAUGCCAAGCGCGGCGCCGUGGUGGAUCUGGGCAUCCUGGACGUCAUGCAGAUUUUUGGAAGAGCAGGUCGUCCGCAGUUCGAUAAGUAUGGCGAGGGAACCAUCAUCACCACCCACGACAAGCUGAGCCAUUACCUGACCCUGCUCACCCAGCAGAACGCCAUAGAGAGCCGGUUCCUGGACAGCCUGGCCGAUAACCUCAACGCUGAGAUUGCUCUGGGAACCGUCACCAACGUGGAGGAAGCUGUGAAGUGGCUCAGCUACACCUACCUUUAUGUUCGCAUGAGGGCCAACCCGCUGGCGUACGGCAUCAACCACAAAGCCUCUCAGAUGGAUCCAGCUCUGGAGCUGUACAGGAAGGAUCUGGUGGUGGAGUCGGGCAGGAAGCUGGACAAGGCCAGGAUGAUCCGCUUCGACGAGCGCACCGGAUACUUCGCCUCCACAGACCUGGGCAGGACGGCGAGCCACUUCUACAUCAAAUACAACACCAUCGAGACGUUCAAUGAACAUUUCAACCCUCAGGGAACAGAAGCCGACAUCCUCAGCAUCGUCUCCAAAGCUGAGGAGUUUGAACAACUCAAGAACGCCGCUCGGAUCGUGAGGGCCUUGUUUGAGAUCGCUUUGAGGAAGCGCUGGCCGCUCAUGACCCGUCGACUGCUCACCCUGUGCAAGGUGAUCGACAAGCGGCUGUGGGACUUCGCCCACCCCCUCCGACAGUUCCCCAACCUGAGCCCCGUCGUGCUGAGGCGCUUGGAGGAGAAGAAGCUGACUGUGGACAAACUGAAGGAGAUGAGGAAGGACGACAUUGGUGAGUGCAGAGGCCUUUCACAGCACUGCUGUGCAACACUGGCAUCACUGCUGUGCAUCCGUGUGUCUGAUGGGAUCAUGUUGUUUUUAUUAACUGCAGCUUUAAAGAAAAGUGUUUUGAAUUGUAAUCUAACGCUGUUCUUUGUGUUUCAGGUCCAUGGAUCGGUGGGUGAGCCCUGGUGGCUGUGGGUGGAAGAUGCCAUGAAUGAUCACAUCUACCACUCUGAGUAUUUCCUCCUGCAGAAGAAACAGGUGGUGUCGGGAGAGCCGCAGCACAUCGUCUUCACCAUUCCCAUCUUUGAGCCGCUGCCCUCGCAGUACUACAUCAGGGCCGUCUCUGACCGAUGGCUCGGUGCUGAAGCUGUCUGCAUUAUCAACUUCCAGGACCUGAUCUUACCAGAGCGACACCUGCCAGCCUGUCCCCAUGUCCUGGUCACCUCCCAGUUCGUCCUACCCAGAAAACCUCCAAAGGGACGUGUCAAGGAAACAUCCCUGAACCGCACGCAGGCGCUCUACUCCGAGCUCAUCGCCCUGUCUGUCGUGUAUAUUGCCCCUCUGAAGGCCCUGGUGAGGGAGCGCAUUGAGGACUGGAAGGUCAGGAUUGAAGAGAAACUUGGAAAAAACGUGGUGGAGCUGACCGGGGACGUGACUCCAGACAUGAGAGCCAUAGCAAAAGCUGACCUGAUCGUCACCACGCCCGAAAAGUGGGAUGGAGUCAGCAGGAGUUGGCAGAAUCGAAGCUACGUCCAGAAAGUAGCCAUUCUCAUUAUCGAUGAGAUCCACCUGCUGGGUGAGGACAGAGGUCCGGUCCUCGAGGUCAUUGUGUCCAGGACCAACUUCAUCUCCUCUCACACUUCCAAGAGUGUUCGAGUAGUUGGGCUGUCCACGGCUCUGGCCAACGCUCGAGACCUGGCUGACUGGUUGGGCAUCGGACAGGUGGGUUUGUUUAACUUCCGUCCGUCUGUGCGCCCGGUCCCGCUUGAAGUUCACAUCCACGGUUUUCCAGGACAGCACUACUGCCCCCGCAUGGCCAGCAUGAACAAGCCCACCUUCCAAGCGAUACGCGCUCACUCUCCAGCCAAGCCGGUGCUCAUUUUUGUGUCAUCACGAAGGCAAACUCGCCUGACCGCCCUGGACCUCAUCGCCUACCUGGCUACAGAGGACAACCCCAAACAGUGGCUGCACCAGGAUGAGAGAGAGAUAGAGGACAUCAUUGGCACCGUUCGAGAUUCCAACCUGAAGCUGACACUGGCCUUUGGGAUCGGCAUGCAUCAUGCAGGCCUCCAUGAGAGAGACAGAAAGACUGUAGAGGAGCUGUUUGUCAACUGUAAGAUUCAGGUUCUGAUCGCUACCAGCACUCUGGCCUGGGGAGUGAACUUCCCCGCUCACCUGGUUGUCGUCAAGGGAACCGAGUACUACGAUGGCAAAUCCAGGCGCUAUGUGGACUACCCCAUCACAGACGUGCUGCAGAUGAUGGGGCGAGCAGGCCGUCCUCAGUUUGAUGAUCAGGGCAAAGCAGUCAUCCUUGUCCACGACAUAAAGAAGGAUUUCUACAAGAAGUUUCUGUACGAGCCGUUUCCUGUAGAGUCCAGCCUCCUCGACGUGCUCUCUGAUCAUCUGAAUGCUGAGAUCGCUGCAGGAACCAUCUCAUCCAAGCAGGACGCCAUGGACUACAUCACCUGGACGUACCUCUUCAGACGGCUGAUGAUGAAUCCCAGUUAUUACAGCCUAGAAGACGUCAGCCACGAGUCUAUUAACAGGUAUCUGUCCAACCUGGUGGAGAGGAGCCUGCGUGACCUCGAGGGCUCCUACUGCAUCGAAAUUAAAGAGGACGAUCAGUCGACUGAGCCUCUUACCUACGGUCGCAUCGCCUCCUAUUACUACCUGAAGCACCAGACCAUCCGCACGUUCAAGGAGCGCCUCAGGGCGGAGCUACCCAUACACGAGCUGCUCUCUGUGCUCACGGAUGCAGAGGAGUAUGCCGAGCUGCCCGUCAGACACAACGAGGACCAGCUGAACAGCCAGCUGGCUCAGCAGCUCCCCUUGCAGGUCAACCCCCACUCCUAUGAUAGCGCACACACCAAGACCCACCUGCUGCUGCAGGCCCACUUCAGCCACGCCCAGCUGCCUUGCAGCGACUACACCACCGACACCAAAACUGUGCUGGACAACGCCAUCCGCAUCUGUCAGGCAAUGCUGGAUGUAGCUGCCAACGAAGGCUGGCUCGUCACAGCCAUCAGCAUCUGCAAUCUCGUGCAAAUGAUCGUCCAGGGCCGCUGGCUGCACGACUCCUCCUUACUGACGCUCCCACACGUCGAACAGCGACACCUCGGUCUGUUCAGGAACAGGGGAAACAGGAAGGGGCAGGGAGGUUUGGACGAGCCAAUCGAAGGACUUCCUGAGCUGAUCGCUGCCUGUAAUGGAAAAGAAAGCGUCUUCUCUGCUAUGGUGGCCCGAGAGCUUCAUCCGAGUCAGGCUGCUCAGGCGUGGGCGUUCCUGAGCCAUCUCCCAGUGCUGGAAGUUGAGAUGAGCAUGAAGGGCUGGUGGGAGGAGAGCCAGGAGCAGACCGAGCGUCCCAUCCCUGCAGCAGGAGCUAACCUCAGGAAGGAGAGCAGCUGGCUGGACGUCCACGCUGACCAGGAGUAUGUUCUGCAGGUGUCACUGAGACGCCUCAAUCUGGGACAGCAGAGGAGGAGGCAGGACAGCAAGGCCCAAGCUCCCAGGUUCCCCAAGGCCAAGGAUGAGGGCUGGUUCCUGGUCCUGGGGGAGGUGGAUCGCAGGGAGCUGCUGGCUGUGAAACGGGUGGGAUACGUGCGUAACCACACGGCCGUGUCCAUGGCCUUCUACACCCCAGAGAGGACCGGAAAGUGUAUUUACACGCUGUACCUGAUCAGUGACAGCUACCUGGGUCUGGACCAGCAGUAUGAUGUUCACCUGAAUGUAACACCUGCCAGCAUCGCUGCACAGGUCAACAGCGAGGUCUCACAUUCGGUGUCGGAUCUGUCCCUGGGCUAAGGAGCAGAAGUACCUCGGUGUCACGUCGGCGGCGUCUGUCAGUCGACCUUGGAAGUGACGUCGUUUCUUUCUCACGUCCUGUGGCUGUGCUCACCAUGGUGCACCGGUGCCAAGGACGGCCUCAUUCUCAUUCAUUUAACUUUUAAUUGGCAACAUCCAACAAGAGUCUGCUGCUGUUCUUGAUUGGCUGGAUCUUUGUGUGUGGUGUCAGAUAUAUAAGCAUGGUGCACACGUUCUAACAGCAGCUGUUCUGUGUAGCUGUGGCGCUCUUUUGCCUGAAUUGUAGAGAACAUUGUACAGAUGAUACCAAAGCACAUCACCGAACACAAACAGGUUCCUGUCGUGUUUGGGAGGUCGUGAGCUGACAGUAACACAAAGCUGUGUUAAUGUGAGCAUGCUGUAGAGCUUCAGCUCAACAACAGGAUAAUACGUUUGAAUAAAGUGUUUUGUGUGGCUUUAAA
Messenger RNA from Neolamprologus brichardi, 4500 nucleotides. The record is from RefSeq and is a predicted model, not a curated record. Lineage: Eukaryota; Metazoa; Chordata; Actinopteri; Cichliformes; Cichlidae.